AUGCAUUUACUGAGAUCACACCGUCGUAUUUCAGAUUCUACAAAAGUACUUACAAAACAGUUGGGUUCGGUUAAUAUCCCAUUAAUCAGAAGUGUGAAUGAGAAGCUGAGGAACCACGAUGUUGAACUAGUGACCGAGUAUUUUAUGGCUGAACAGAAAAAAAAUGAGGCUUUUUAUUUCAAGAUUGAGGGAGAUGGCGAUAACAGGUUUAGUCGAUGUUUUUGGGCAGAUGCAACUUCUAGACGGGCGUACGGGUUUUAUGGAGAUGUUGUUGUAUUUGAUACCACAUUCAACACGAAUAGAUACGACUUGACAUUUGCACCCAAUGUUGGGAGUUAA
Prunus armeniaca (apricot) is the source of this 339-nucleotide messenger RNA. The record is from the annotation of a GenBank genome assembly. NCBI's taxonomy places the organism in Eukaryota, Viridiplantae, Streptophyta, Magnoliopsida, Rosales, Rosaceae.